AUGGCAUCCCGUUCAACUGUUUCAUGCGACGGUACAGCUGAGCCAAAUUGGGAUGAACUUCCAAGAGACAUCACAGCAAACAUUUUUCAGAGGCUUGAUACUAUUGAAAUUGUGACAACUGUACGUUAUGUUUGUCCUAUAUGGUGGAACAUGUGCAAGGAUCCUCUAAUAUGGCGCACUAUUAGAAUGACCAAUGUUGGUGAUUCUCCCUAUUAUGAUGAGCAGUUGCUGGAGAUUUGUUAUUAUGCUAUUAAACAAAGUUGUGGUCAUUUAGAAUACAUUAGCAUUGAGAAUUUUGCCACCGAUGAUCUCCUUGAAUACAUAGCUGAGAAGUAA
Lathyrus sativus (Indian pea) is the source of this 336-nucleotide messenger RNA. Lineage: Eukaryota; Viridiplantae; Streptophyta; Magnoliopsida; Fabales; Fabaceae. The record is from the annotation of a GenBank genome assembly.